Cuscuta campestris is the source of this 2502-nucleotide messenger RNA. The record is from the annotation of a GenBank genome assembly. NCBI's taxonomy places the organism in Eukaryota, Viridiplantae, Streptophyta, Magnoliopsida, Solanales, Convolvulaceae.
CUCAAUAGAGAAAUGAUCUCUAGAGUUUUGUCUACAGACUGGCUUAUUUCUUUGAGAUUUGAGCAAUACCUUUCUUCAGACUUCUCCAGCAUUUGGUUGUGCCUUGUUUCCAUCUGCUCUAUUUCUUGCCUAAAAGAGGCAUGCUGAGACUCUAGGGCUAACUCAAUCAACCCUUGGACCUUCUUUGUCCAGGCUUCUGGUAUAUCAUCCGGAAAGGUGAAUGCGGAAGAGCUGUGAAAAUGAAAGUUUGUUACCUGAUUUGAUGAAGGUAUUCCAUGGAAGAGUUGUAGAGGGAGGGAUUCAGCAUCUUCUCCUUGCUCAGCUUCUUCCUCAUCAAUCUUCAGGAAAUUGGAGAAGAAAAAAAGAAAUUGACAAAUAUAGGGUUACCAAUUUGUUGAAGAAGAUGAACAAAUUGAAGAAUUGGAGCUUGAAGGAAUCACCACUAGUCGCUCAAGCAGCUGCUGACCACCGCCGUCGUUGUCGCCGGCCAGACUCGCCGGUCGCCGCCAUAGCAGCGGCCAAGCCGCUGCUCUCUGAAUUUUUUUCUGUGUGAAUUCCCCUUCGUUGUUCCCCCCCUUUCUUGUGUCUUGCGCUGCUCCAAUUUAUAGUCCGAGCCUUUCUUCCUGUUGAGAAUUUCUUUCCGUUGCUGCAUUGAGUGAGGAGCGAAGAAGAAGGAGAGGCGUUGGAGCGUGUAUAUCCGUUCUUGCGUUCGAAGAGGAAGUCGCAAAAGAAGGAGCCGCUGACAUCUCUUUUCAUUCUCUUUCUUGUGCGAAUCAGGAAAGUAAUGGAUGCAAUGGUCUGGUUAACUUGUUUAUUUGAUGAUGGGUUUGGACUCUAGCCCAAAUUCAAUAUCUUCUUCCCAAACUUGAACUUCGUUUUGGCCUUUUGCUACAUUUUUCUCCAAAAGAAUAAGAUAUCUAAUAAUUUGGGUUAGAAAAAAUAAAAUAAAAAUAAAAGAAUGUAAAAAAUGAUUAAAAAACUACUAUUUAUGAAAGAAAAAUAAAAGAUUGUAAAAAUGAGAAUUAAAAUAAAACUAAACUAAUGAACUAAAAAUUAAACACUAAAAAUAUUAAAAAUGCCUAAAAAAGAAUAAAAAGAACUAACCCAAAAACGACUUAUCAAAUACCCCCACACUUAAGACUUGAACGUCCUCGUUCAAAAGACCAAAAGAAACCAAACUUUUUAUCAACGUCAAGAAAAACAAAGUGCACCUUACACACCCACACUUAAGGCUUUAUGCCUAGAGCAUUUUUCAGAACAAAGUGAGCUACAAAUCUUAUAAAGAUGGAGAUCUAAAAUAUGGAUUAUUCAGGUUCUAAAAAAAUGCUCUGAAGUUGGCACAAAAAAGUUUCCUAAGGGAAUCCUAUGCUUCUAACGGUUCAAUGGCAACGGUAGCAAAAAUUGAAAAAAAGCCUAAAAGAUUAAAAAAAACUUACAUUUUUAAAAAUAAAAAAAAACUCCUAAAACCGGUUUCGUUUUCAAAAUUUUAAUAUCAAGCAAAGUGAUUAAACAACAUCUAGAUAAUAUGUGGAUGACAAGUUCUAGAAAAAAAUUCUAUGGGAUUCGUAGAAGGAUUUCAAACAUAUUAAGGUCAUUUUACCAAAAAAAAGGGCAUAAGACUCAAGGGGAGUAUAUAAAAGAAACAUUUGUCAACUUUCAGAAAAAAAACUCAAGAAAAAUAAUGAGGUUUAUGGGUCAACAUUUAAAAACAAUGCUCUAAAUAAGAAGAUAUGCAACUAAGAAUGAACAAUAUUUGGACCCAAAACCUAUUUUGAAAUUUUUUUGCCCCAAAAGUUUUUUUUCCAAGCAAUGAAACAAUCAUGAAUGACUCCCCCCACACUAAAAAUGUGCAUAGUCCUCAAUGCAUCUAUAUGAUAUGCAAAUAAAUCAUAAUGAUAUAACCAAGAGAAUAAGCAAAGAGAAAAGGGAAUUGGGGAAUUCAACAAAUAAAAGUAUACGCAGUGUCAAUUUAUCACUUUCCUCUCCUUGAGGUGUUCGGUGGACCCAAAAUCUGCAAAAACAUGGCUAAGACCAAGUAUUUUAGCGUUGAAGAACAAAAAAAUUAGAUUUAAAGAAUGUAGAUUUUAAGCUUCAAAUUUGGUUCUGGAAACCAAUUCUUGUGCCUUUUUGUACUUUUCAAAACAAAAUGCUGCAUAUGAGAAGGUUAGUUAUGUCAUGUACGUGCAAAGCAGCUCAUAUGCAUCUAUUAAACAUCAUAAUUCAGCACAUAUGCAUCGGAUGAACUCAAAAAUCAGAUUGAACACCAAGAAAAGAUUGCAGAUUUUUUUCUAUUUCAGCACCUAUAAACUGUAAAAAGUGUUAAAUUUGCAUUUUGCACUCAAAAAAUCAGCUUACAAGUCCAAAAAUAACUUUUCAAAAUGCAAAACUUUUCAUUAGUAUCCAAAAAUCAGCUGUAAACAAUGCACAUGUCUCAAUCUUCAGCUUAAGUAUCACCAUAUUAUAACACCCAAACCUUAAGGAAAAUGAAAUUUUACAACAGAG